GAUGCGCCACGAUAUGUCUGUACUGAGUGUGGCGCCAAAUUCGACAGCAGCACCCAUCUUGAGCGCCGCAAGGCAUCACAUAAGGAUGAUAGGCCGUGGGUAUGUGAGAUUUGUGGGAAGGACUUUAAAUUACUCGACAAUUUAAGGUAUCACCAGACGUGGUCCAUGCUGAUGAAAAGCCUUUCCCAUGCGAAGACUGCGACAAAUCUUUCAAGUGCAAAGAGGCGC
Messenger RNA from Trichoderma harzianum CBS 226.95, 228 nucleotides. RefSeq lists its product as hypothetical. Gene Ontology annotation, biological process: regulation of transcription by RNA polymerase II. The transcript has a single exon. Gene Ontology annotation, molecular function: DNA-binding transcription factor activity, RNA polymerase II-specific; RNA polymerase II cis-regulatory region sequence-specific DNA binding. NCBI's taxonomy places the organism in Eukaryota, Fungi, Ascomycota, Sordariomycetes, Hypocreales, Hypocreaceae. Gene Ontology annotation, cellular component: nucleus. The annotation marks the transcript as partial. The record is from RefSeq and is a predicted model, not a curated record.